AUCCACACAGGGGAGAGACCCUACAAAUGCAGUGAGUGUGGGAAAACCUUCAAUCGCAGCUCACACCUUAUUGCCCAUCAGAAAAUCCACACAGGGGAUAGACCCUAUAAAUGCAGUGAAUGUGGAAAAUGCUUCACUAGCGGCUCAAACCUUUCUCAACAUCAGAGAAUCCACACAGGGGAGAGGCCCUACGAAUGCCGUGAGUGUGGGAAAACCUUCACUUACAAAUCAGGCCUUUCUAGACAUCAGAGAAUCCCCACAGGGGACAGGCCCUAUGAAUGCAGUGAGUGUGGGAAAACCUUCAAUCGCAGAUCAGGCCUUUCUAGACAUCAGAGAAUCCACACAGGUGACAGGCCCUACGAAUGCAGAGAGUGUGGAAAAACCUUCUCUUACAAAUCAGGCCUUUCUAGACAUCGGAGAAUCCACACAGGGGAAAGACCCUACGAAUGCCGUGAGUGUUGUAAAACCUUCAGUCGCAGCUCGCACCUUAUUAGUCAUCAAACAAUCCACACAGGGGACAGGCCCUACGAAUGCAGAGAGUGUGGGAAAACCUUCACUCAAAUAUCAGCCUUUUCUCAACAUCAGAGAAUCCACACAGGGGACAGGCCCUAUGAAUGCAGUGAGUGUGGGAAAACCUUCAAUCGCAGAUCAGGCCUUUCUAGACAUCAGAGAAUCCACACAGGGGACAGGCCCUAUGAAUGCAGAGAGUGUAGGAAAACCUUCACUCACAGAUCAACCCUUUCUGUUCAUCAGAGAAUCCACACAGGGGAAAGGCCCUAUGUAUGCAGUGAGUGUGGGAAAACCUUCACUCAAAGUUCAGCGCUUUCUCUUCAUCAGAGAAUCCACACAGGGGAGAGGCCCUAUGAAUGCAGAGAGUGUGGGAAAACCUUCAAUCACCGCUCACACCUUAUUACCCAUCAGAGACUCCACACAGGGGAGAGGCCCUAUAAAUGCUGUGAGUGUGGAAAAUGCUUCACGAAGAGUUCAGCCCUUUCUCAGCAUCAGAGAAUCCACACAGGGGAGAGGCCCUAUGUAUGCCAUGAGUGUGGGAAAACCUUCUCUUGGCACUCAUCCCAUUCACUCUGGGAUGCUGGCAAUGAGAAGCAGGCCCUCAUGGCCGCUCCCCCUGCCUGUGAGAGGGAGUGUGCUCCGCUGGAGUGA
Mauremys mutica (yellowpond turtle) is the source of this 1161-nucleotide messenger RNA. RefSeq names its product zinc finger protein 345-like. The annotation marks the transcript as partial. Lineage: Eukaryota; Metazoa; Chordata; Testudines; Geoemydidae. Gene Ontology annotation, biological process: regulation of cytokine production; negative regulation of transcription by RNA polymerase II; regulation of immune system process. The transcript is spliced from 4 exons. The record is from RefSeq and is a predicted model, not a curated record.